Messenger RNA from Racocetra persica, 471 nucleotides. The record is from the annotation of a GenBank genome assembly. Lineage: Eukaryota; Fungi; Glomeromycota; Glomeromycetes; Diversisporales; Gigasporaceae.
AAUGAUUAUUUUUAUUCUGAUGAACUUGAUUUUGCUAAAGCACAAAAUUUUAAGAAAAAAUAUUAUAAAGUAUUAUCUUUAACAACAGAAUAUAAUUUUAAAUUGAAAACAAUUAAUACUGAAGAAAAAUAUCAAGAAUUAAUAUCUAUUGCAGCUUCUUUAAAAAUGGAACUUCAUCCAACAAAGACAAUUUCUGGUUCUUGUGCAUCAGGAAAAUCAAGUGUUGGUAAAUUGUUAGCAACAAAAUUAAAUUAUCAAUUUAUAGAAACUGAUUUAUUUUAUCAAUAUCUAGCGUCAAAAACAUCAAGUUUUGAUGAAAAAGAAUUGAUAAAUAUUUUAAAUAAUGAAGAACUCAAAUAUUUAUUUCAAAUUGACAACACAACACUUUUUUAUAGAGAUGGUAUAAAUAAACAAGCAUUUGAGUUAUCAAGAAAUGAUAAUAUUCGUAAAAAGAUUAAUGAAAUUAUUUGA